CACUUCUGAUCCACAAAAACUCAAAUACUCUAAUCGUAAAAACGAAACGAGAUGAAUAUCUUUAACCAAUCUCGAAACCUAAUCCUAGCCACAACCAUUUUCCUAGUUUUCAUUGUUCCCCUAAGAGCCCAAGAUAGCCCACAAGACUUCCUGGCCUCUCACAACCAAGCACGAGCAGCGGUUGGGGUGGAUCCUUUAACGUGGGACGAGAGGGUGGCUGCAUAUGCUCGUGACUACGCAAACCAGCGUAGAGGUGACUGCGCCUUGGAACACUCAAGUGGGCCCUAUGGAGAGAACAUCGCCUGGAGCAGUGGUGACAUGUCAGGUGUUGAAGCAGUUAACAUGUGGGUGAACGAGCAGGCUGACUACGAUUACGGUUCCAACACAUGUGCCUCAGGAAAACAGUGCGGCCAUUAUACUCAGAUCGUCUGGAAAAACUCGGUGAGGAUGGGAUGUGCAAAAGUGAGAUGCGACAAUGGUCAAACCUUCAUUACUUGCAACUAUGAUCCUCGAGGUAACAUUGUGGGCGAGUGGCCUUACUAAAAAGAGUAGUCCCGUCCCGUU
Molecule: messenger RNA, 564 nt
Organism: Raphanus sativus (radish)
Lineage: Eukaryota; Viridiplantae; Streptophyta; Magnoliopsida; Brassicales; Brassicaceae
Product: pathogenesis-related protein 1
Cellular component (GO): extracellular region
Source: RefSeq, a predicted model, not a curated record